UGGCCGAGCACAUGCAUCUUUCUCGGGGGCUCGCUCGCGCACGCCCUCGCCCGCACCCCGCGACUCCCCACCUGCCCCGGCUCGCCUUGGCCGCUCUUCUGCUCUUCCCGGUGCAUCCCUGACCCUGGCAUCCCUUCCUCCUGGCCUGCGCGGGUUCGGAGUGUCAGGACGCGGCUGUGGCGGCGGUGCCGAGCUGGUGUGGGAAGCCAAGGCAGGAAAGGCGAACCCGAGUGGGUGGUGAGAGGCCAGCCGAGUCCGUGGGAGCCAGGGAAGCCGAGAGGAGCGAGACAGUGAGUGUGCGCUGCGCGCUGCCCCGGUCGGGGCGGACUCGAGCGGAGGCUCCGAGUCUUCUGAGCGGCGCCCCAGCCUCUGCAGUGAGCCUGCCUGGGUGCGCCCUGAGACCCGGACACCCAGAGCCCGGAGGUCGGCGGAGAGGUACCCGAGAAAGGCACUGAUUCUGAGAGUCCGCGGAGGAGAGACGCGGAGGCUGAGGGGAUGGAGGAACAAUGCCGCCUCCAGAAGCAAAGCCUUCCUUGAGCCUUGGCUGGAGUGUGGAGUCUGCUCUCUGAUCUGCUCUUUCCAGGCCUUGAGGCUACUUCUGGGCUUGGUUCCGCCUCUUAGUUUGACAGGAAUUAGAAAGUUGCUCUUCUUCUCUGCAAGGUUGCCUUCGAAGUGGCUUUCCUAUCUGCGUGCUGGUUCAAGUCAAGAUGUCACUUUCUGGAUCCCCCGCGAGGAGCGACUAAUAGAUUAUGCAUUGUUGGGCAAUAAACUCUCCCGGGAAGAGAGGGUAGUCCACCCAAAGGUUUAAAAGGGUUGCCACCGACUCCUGCCUGCCUCAGCACAAUGCCUUAAAUGAGGAAGUGACUAACUCAUAUUUGUAACUUCACACUGUCAGUACCAAUGUCCCCAGGGCAUCCUGUGUCAAGGAUAUAGACCCACAGCUAACUGGAUUUGAUUUAUACGAGGGAAAUCUACAUCAAUGGCCACUCUCACCACAUUGCUGCUAUGGGAAACAGAAUGGUCAAUAGAUGUUCUGAUGAAUAGUGAUGAUUGAAGAUGCGGCAUCAGUCUGUGCGAAAUCAAUGGAAGCUACUUGCUGCAUGAAGAGUGUUUUCAGCUUUCCUUAACAAGCUCCUAUCUGAGAAACUGGAGCUGCAUUCUACCACCAUUCCAUCUUUCUCCAGCGGAUACAAAUAUAUUUGCCUCACUGUACCAGAUAGACAACUAAUGUGGGACCAUGGCACUUCCCAGAUGCAUGUGGCCAAAUUAUGUUUGGAGAGCCAUGAUGGCAUGUGUGGUCCACAGGGGAUCGGGUGCCCCGUUGACUCUCUGCUUGUUGGGAUGUUUGCUACAGACUUUCCACGUACUCUCUCAAAAGUUGGAUGAUGUAGACCCAUUGGUUACUACUAACUUUGGCAAAAUAAGGGGAAUUAAGAAAGAACUCAAUAACGAAAUUUUGGGGCCUGUCAUUCAGUUUCUUGGGGUUCCAUAUGCUGCUCCACCAACAGGAGAACAUCGAUUUCAGCCUCCAGAACCACCAUCUCCCUGGUCUGAUGUCCGGAAUGCCACUCAGUUUGCUCCUGUAUGUCCCCAGAAUAUCAUUGAUGGCAGAUUGCCUGAAGUUAUGCUUCCUGUGUGGUUCACUAAUAACUUGGAUGUGGUUUCCUCAUAUGUGCAAGACCAGAGUGAAGACUGUCUAUACUUAAACAUCUAUGUCCCAACUGAAGAUGGUCCCCUUACAAAGACACAGACAGAUGAUUUAGGUGACAAUGACCGUGCCGAAGACGAAGAUAUUCGGGACAGUGGGGGUCCCAAACCAGUGAUGGUGUACAUCCAUGGUGGCUCUUACAUGGAAGGUACUGGAAAUCUAUAUGAUGGGAGUGUGUUGGCAAGCUACGGUAAUGUGAUCGUCAUCACAGUCAACUAUCGGCUUGGGGUACUUGGCUUCUUGAGCACAGGGGAUCAGGCUGCCAAAGGAAACUACGGGCUCCUUGACCUCAUCCAGGCCCUCAGAUGGACCAGCGAGAACAUUGGGUUCUUUGGUGGUGACCCCUUACGAAUCACCGUGUUUGGAUCAGGCGCUGGGGGUUCAUGUGUCAAUCUGCUGACUUUAUCCCAUUAUUCUGAAGGUAACCGUUGGAGCAAUUCAACCAAAGGACUUUUUCAACGAGCAAUAGCUCAGAGUGGAACAGCCCUUUCCAGCUGGGCUGUUAGUUUCCAGCCUGCAAAAUACGCUAGAAUUCUGGCCACAAAGGUUGGCUGCAAUGUGUCAGAUACAGUAGAGUUAGUAGAAUGCCUGCAGAAGAAGCCUUACAAAGAACUUGUUGAUCAAGAUGUUCAACCAGCCCGAUACCACAUAGCCUUUGGACCUGUGAUCGAUGGUGAUGUAAUACCAGAUGACCCUCAGAUACUGAUGGAACAAGGAGAGUUCCUCAAUUAUGAUAUCAUGUUAGGAGUUAACCAAGGGGAAGGGUUGAAGUUUGUGGAAAAUAUAGUAGAUAGUGAUGAUGGUGUAUCAGCCAGUGAUUUUGACUUUGCUGUCUCUAAUUUUGUUGAUAAUUUAUAUGGAUAUCCUGAAGGCAAAGAUGUUUUGAGAGAAACCAUUAAAUUCAUGUAUACUGACUGGGCUGAUCGCCAUAACCCUGAAACUAGAAGGAAGACAUUGUUGGCUUUGUUUACGGACCAUCAGUGGGUAGCACCCGCUGUGGCUACAGCAGACCUUCACUCGAACUUUGGCUCACCUACAUACUUCUAUGCCUUUUAUCAUCAUUGCCAAACAGACCAAGUUCCAGCUUGGGCUGAUGCAGCUCAUGGGGAUGAGGUUCCCUAUGUGUUGGGAAUCCCCAUGAUUGGCCCUACAGAGUUAUUUCCUUGCAAUUUCUCCAAGAAUGAUGUGAUGUUGAGUGCUGUAGUAAUGACAUACUGGACGAAUUUUGCUAAAACUGGUGACCCAAAUCAACCAGUUCCUCAAGACACAAAAUUCAUUCAUACCAAACCCAACCGCUUUGAAGAAGUAGCAUGGACCCGAUAUUCCCAGAAAGACCAACUUUAUCUCCAUAUUGGAUUAAAACCGAGAGUUAAAGAGCAUUACAGAGCCAAUAAGGUAAAUCUCUGGUUGGAGCUGGUACCUCAUCUGCAUAAUCUCAAUGACAUUUCUCAGUAUACCUCGACCACAACUAAAGUGCCAUCAACAGACAUCACUCUCAGACCUACAAGGAAAAAUUCCACUCCAGUCACAUCAGCCUUUCCCACUGCCAAACAGGAAGAUCCCAAACAACAACCAAGUCCCUUCUCGGUAGAUCAGAGGGACUACUCCACAGAGCUAAGUGUCACAAUCGCAGUGGGAGCCUCUCUGCUGUUUCUGAACAUCUUGGCUUUUGCAGCCCUGUACUACAAGAAAGACAAGAGGAGACAUGAUGUCCACCGGAGGUGCAGCCCUCAGCGCACCACGACCAAUGACCUGACCCAUGCUCCAGAAGAGGAAAUUAUGUCUCUCCAAAUGAAGCACACUGACUUGGAUCACGAGUGUGAGUCCAUUCAUCCACAUGAGGUGGUUCUUCGGACCGCCUGCCCCCCAGAUUAUACUCUUGCUAUGAGGAGGUCACCGGAUGAUGUUCCUUUAAUGACACCUAACACCAUCACAAUGAUUCCCAACACUAUACCAGGGAUUCAGCCCUUACAUACAUUCAACACAUUUACUGGAGGACAGAAUAAUACACUGCCCCACCCCCACCCUCACCCCCAUUCACAUUCAACAACCAGGGUAUAGCCAGAUGAGAGAGACAAACUGAUUUUUUUUUUUUGAUGGAGUGCAGUAAAAGAUUAUUGGAAGAUUCCUUGGCUUUCAACUUGGAAGACUCUCACUAUUUAAAUAAGGAGGAAUAUUGUGUGAAUAUACAUAUCAAGAACUUUGGGGGUUUUGAAAAAAAUGAAUUGUAUAUAGAUAUACACACAAAUCAACUUUAAAAAAAGCAAAUUCCAAUUGCUAGAAGCAAUGGUUCUGAAUGAUACUUUUUCAUUCACUUUCAAGAAUUAAUUUGUUGAAGAUUUAAGUUACAUAAUGGAGUUAGGCAUGUGGAACACCAAACAGGAAAGUACUGUGUCUCAAUACUUUAAAAAACAACAACAACAACAAC
This is a messenger RNA of Rattus rattus (black rat), 4136 nucleotides long. It is a transcript of the gene Nlgn1, whose product is annotated as neuroligin 1. NCBI's taxonomy places the organism in Eukaryota, Metazoa, Chordata, Mammalia, Rodentia, Muridae. The transcript has 8 exons. The record is from RefSeq and is a predicted model, not a curated record. Gene Ontology annotation, cellular component: synapse; cell surface; postsynaptic specialization membrane. Bases 1238 to 3769 code for a protein of 843 amino acids. Gene Ontology annotation, biological process: modulation of chemical synaptic transmission; presynaptic membrane assembly; postsynaptic membrane assembly. Gene Ontology annotation, molecular function: neurexin family protein binding; signaling receptor activity.